Molecule: messenger RNA, 234 nt
Organism: Pediculus humanus corporis (human body louse)
Lineage: Eukaryota; Metazoa; Arthropoda; Insecta; Psocodea; Pediculidae
Exons: 2
Coding region: 1-234 (77 amino acids)
Source: RefSeq, a predicted model, not a curated record
AUGGUUCAAGGAGGAGCAAAACAAAAUUCAAUAACAAAUUAUUCAUUUGAUAAAACGAUGAAGUACGAUAUCAUCGAAUUAUUUUUCAGGGAUCCAUCACGGAAAAACGUACAAGAUAAAAAAACUAUGACGGAAAAGGAUAAAAAAGAUAAACUCAAUGAAAAAAAUCACUUGGGGUCAUGGGGUCCAGUUUUUAAAAACAGGGAAAAUUUUAACGAAAUGCAUUUUUGUUAA